GAGCCUGUGCGGAACUUGUUGUUGAGAGCAGGCGCGUGUCAUUGUGUUCAUAAACUCAACAUCAGCAUCUGGUAACGGGAGGCGGGUGACGUAAGGAUGCUGCGCAGAAAACCCACGCGCCUCGAGCUGAAACUGGAUGACACGGAGGAGUUUGAAAGUGUAAAGAAAGAACUAGAGAGUCGGAAGAAACAGAGGGAUGAGGUGGAUGUAGUCGGUGUAGCAACAUCAAGCGAGAUGAGUGGAGCAUCAGGUGCAGUCACGGACGGGAAAACCAGAGAGCAGAUGAUCCACGAACGAAUUGGAUACAAACCACACCCGAAGCCCAACACAUUACCAUCACUUUUUGGGAACCUUCAGUUUUGACAAUCUAAAAAAUUAAAAAACGGACAAGAAAAUGUGAUCUUCAUUGCCCAAAACGGGCCGAAUCACAGGCAUUGUUGUUUUGCUAUCUGUGUUAAGGUGGUUUGUGACAACCAACUUCCACAAAGGACUAUUUUUCUACUUGGUUAAUAAAGUAAUACAAGUAAAAUAUGGGAAAUCUUUUUACUUUACAACACUACAAAGACAAAAGGUGCCAUUUUACAGUUGCUUUUAUCUUCAACAACUUACAGUGCAUUCCAGUUAUACAUUAGGCCUAUAUUUUUUAUAUGCGUGUUCCCAUGACAUUUGAACUGGUAACGCAAUGCUCUACUGGCUGUAGAAACAAUCUUUAUCAAAAAUGAGUUUGACCAAACAAGUUCUGCUUCCAAUCAUACAAUAUUUAUUUCUCAUUUACUCUUAAGUGAUUGUAUUUUUAAACAUCUACAGACAUGACAGAACUGUAAACAGCCUAGAAAAUGUUAACACUGCAUCACUGGGCGUACAUGUUUUUCCACAAUAGAGAAAAUCAUGAUCCGCAACUCCAGUGCUACAGAGUGCAACUGGCAAUUUGUGAUGUGGAUAUUCUAAGAUAAUAAAACUUUAUUUGAACUAAAACUAAACAACUGUAGGAAAUUAUAAACAUCUACAAAGAAAAAAAUGAACCGGCUUUCUUAAAAACCCACAUGCUUAUUUAAAAUAGGAUACCCUGGACAACAAGAUCAGCCGUGAGAUCUUAUGGGUCAAUUUUUCGAAAUUUAGAUUUUUACAUCAUCUGAAAGCUGAAUAAUUAAGCUUACUAUUGAUAUCUGGGUUAGGAUAUGACAAUAUCUGGCGGAUAUACAACCUUUAAGACUCUGGAAUCUGGGUGCAAAAGAAUCCAAAUAUUGAGAAAAUUGCCUUUGAAGUUGUUAAUCGGAGGCACUGUAGCAGGCCAUCCACUCACAAAAAUACGUUUUUAUAUAUUUACGGUAGGAAAUUUACAAAAUAUCUUCAUGAGACAAGAUCUUUACUUAAUAUCAUAAUGGUUUUUGGCAUAAAAGAAAAAUCGAUAAUUUUGACCCUUACAAUGUAUUUUUGGCUUUUCCUAAAAAUGUUCCCGUGCUACUUAAGAUGUUCACAUGUGUUUUUGCUUUUUUCACAUCAAGAAAGCCUUUGGUUCUAGCCAUUUGUUUUAACAAACAAUUAAUACACCCCUUAUGCAAAUGAACACUUAAAUUGGUGAUAUCUGGUCCCAGUAUGCAAAAGGCACACCACUUUAACUUAAGGAGCACAAAUUCCAUGAAAAACUAAAUGCACACAUACUGAGAUCUGGGAACUGACUGAACAGUGACCAUGGUGUUUUUAUUAGCUCAUGGUUUGCUUUAGAUCACAACAAUUAUGUCAUUUAAAAACUAAAAAAAAGAAUUUACAUAAACAGCCAAAAAACACACAGAUAAGUACAAUGUGUCGUUAAAGUAAGUAGCGUGUUACAAAUAUAAAUUAUAAAAAGAAAUCUUACUGGUGACACUGGCAUUAGAUAUUAUUUAUUUUUUCACCGACCCUCCUAUAUUUACUUAAAAGCACUCCAAAAGGGAGCAAGGUUCAACUUACUCUGUAAACUCAGAGUCCCACAACAGAUCAGAAGAUCUGUUGUGCAAAUAUGACAAUGAUUUCAAUUCAGCAUUAAUGUCUACACAAUGGACCCUGAUUAUUAUGGACAUUUUAAUAAUUUCCAGCAGCUGUGAUGCUCAUAUAAAGAAACACUUGGUUAAGAAUAAUAAUCCAUUCACAACCUCAUGACACUUUUUUUCUGGGUUCA
Messenger RNA from Triplophysa rosa, 2158 nucleotides. RefSeq names its product cell division cycle 26 homolog (gene cdc26). Lineage: Eukaryota; Metazoa; Chordata; Actinopteri; Cypriniformes; Nemacheilidae. Gene Ontology annotation, biological process: anaphase-promoting complex-dependent catabolic process; protein K11-linked ubiquitination; regulation of mitotic cell cycle. The coding region runs from base 97 to 363 and encodes 88 amino acids. The transcript has 3 exons. Gene Ontology annotation, cellular component: anaphase-promoting complex. The record is from RefSeq and is a predicted model, not a curated record.